AACAUGGCGGCGGGUCGGGAAUUAGAGGAUAUCAGUUCACGGUCGAUACCCCGACAAUUCGACCUCCUCCCGAACAACCACGACUACCCAGACCGCUCCAUGUCUCUCAACUCCGACCACGGCGAAUCUCUCGACUACCUGCAAAGUUUCAACGAGAGAAACUCACACCUAACCUUCCAAAGAUCCCUAGACGACUCCGAUGAUGAGCCUUUGUUGGAUCUUGACGAAGCGGGCCCUUCCUGUAACCAUACGGGCCCGUGUUCGUGUCCGACCGACGGGACGUCCGGGACGCCACGGCGGCCGCGCUUCAGAGAUAAGAAAGCCAGGAACCAACUGAUCAUCUGCUGUGUGCUCUGUUUCCUCUUCAUGAUAGGAGAAUUCAUAGGAGGUUACCUGGCCCACAGCCUGGCGAUUAUGACAGAUGCUGCCCACAUGUUCAGUGACUUCGGCAGUUUCCUGAUCAGUCUGGCUGCACUGUGGAUAGGAUCCCGCCAACCAACAGAUAAAAUGACAUUUGGGUACUACAGAGCAGAGGUUUUGGGUGCUCUGGUGAGUGUGCUGAUCAUCUGGCUACUGACAGGGAUACUGGUAUAUGAGGCUGUACAGAGGAUCAUCUACAAGACUAUACAGAUAGAAGGGGACACCAUGCUCAUUACAGCUGGCUGUAGUGUAGCUUUUAACAUCAUAUUGACUAUCAUACUGCAUUUCCAAGGGAGGUCACAUGGGCAUUCACACGGAGGGACUCAGAGGGUAAGCGAUGGAGAAUCUGGAGGCAGAAACAUCAACGUGAGAGCAGCCUUCAUCCAUGUACUUGGUGACCUUCUCCAAAGUGUGGGAGUCCUCAUAGCUGCCUACAUCAUCAGAUAUAAGCCGGAGUACCAGAUAGCAGACCCCAUCUGUACGUUCCUGUUCUCAGUGCUGGUGCUGGUCACCACAUUCACCAUACUAAGGGACACACUCAGGGUCCUACUGGAAGCAACUCCGCGGUGUAUAGAUGUGUGUGCAGUAAAGCGUGACCUGGCCAUCCUGCCUGGAGUCAGAGGGGUCCACAACUUACAUGUCUGGUCUCUUACUAUGGACAAGAAUGUGCUCAAUGUGCACUUGAUAUUGGCCCAAGAUGCAGACCAUGAGGCAGUGCUUCAGUCGGCCACAUGGAGGAUACGUAAGAACUACCCGAUCCACCGCUGUGCCAUACAGGUGGAGAAGGCCUGUCAGCCUUGUGUGCAGGAAACCAAAGGGGCAGUAGAGGGAUAGCGCCUAGGAAAAAAUGUUGUUUCCUGCUUCCUGACCAACACUAGAAAAAACUGACAACCCUAGCCUUUUAUAGUCUGCAGGCAAGCUGGACACUCUAUGGCCGGCCAACUCCUCUGGCAAAUGAUGUCCCCCAUAGCCGAUUUCUAUUAUAUUCAGCCUGCAAAGGAGUCUGGUGGAGACUAGCCUUUUUAUGUGGAUCCCUGCAAGGGAAUUGAAUUUUUUAAGCUGAUUGACCAUUUCUAGCUCCAUGAUCUGACACCUGAGUGAUGAAACGUUGUGCAAUCAGUUUUCCAACAUUGACAUUGACAAUAUAAGUGUCCUCAUGUAAGUUCUACUUUU
Molecule: messenger RNA, 1593 nt
Organism: Branchiostoma belcheri (Belcher's lancelet)
Lineage: Eukaryota; Metazoa; Chordata; Leptocardii; Amphioxiformes; Branchiostomatidae
Product: zinc transporter 2-like
Exons: 8
Coding region: 4-1254 (416 amino acids)
Biological process (GO): zinc ion transmembrane transport; response to zinc ion
Cellular component (GO): plasma membrane
Molecular function (GO): zinc ion transmembrane transporter activity
Source: RefSeq, a predicted model, not a curated record